Messenger RNA from Durio zibethinus, 1671 nucleotides. RefSeq names its product choline/ethanolaminephosphotransferase 1-like. Gene Ontology annotation, molecular function: phosphotransferase activity, for other substituted phosphate groups. Gene Ontology annotation, cellular component: membrane. Gene Ontology annotation, biological process: phospholipid biosynthetic process. Lineage: Eukaryota; Viridiplantae; Streptophyta; Magnoliopsida; Malvales; Malvaceae. The record is from RefSeq and is a predicted model, not a curated record.
UUCCCCAAUUCAAAUUUGUCGACCCUUCUCCGCCACUCUUUAUCCUACUGCAAUCUGCACCGUGCACCUUUAGCUUAUCCAUUCUCGUCGAAACCGACGUAACAAGUCUCAUAAACCCAACAAUUGAUGGCACCAAACCCCCACUAUAAACUCUUUGGAAUUUGCUUAGGGUUUAUCAGAUUGGGGAUUUGGUUUUUGAAAUUCUUUUUUUGCAAAUUAAUCUCCCCCUUUAUGUUUGCUUCAAACAGUUUUAGCAGGUCUCAGAAACUUUAUGACAAGGAAGAAUGGGGUAUAUAGGGGCACAUGGUGUAGCAACUUUGCGUAGAUACAAAUACAGUGGUGCGGAUAACUCUUAUCUUGCUAAAUAUGUAUUGCAACCCUUGUGGGGCCGCUUUGUCAACUUCUUCCCUCUUUGGAUGCCACCAAACAUGAUAACGCUUACAGGGUUUAUGUUCCUGGUUACAUCUGCCAUGCUUGCCUAUAUUUAUUCACCACACUUGGAUUCACCCCCACCAAGAUGGGUUCAUUUUGCGCAUGGGUUACUUCUAUUUUUAUAUCAGACUUUUGAUGCUAUCGAUGGGAAGCAAGCCAGACGAACAAACUCCUCUAGUCCACUUGGAGAACUUUUUGACCAUGGUUGUGAUGCGCUUGCAUGUGCGCUUGUAAUCAUGGCUUAUGGGAGCACUUCCAUGUGUGGAAGGGAUGCUUUCUGGUUUUGGGUAAUUGCAGCUGUUGCUUUUUAUGGAGCUACAUGGGAACACUAUUUCACCAAUACACUUAUCCUUCCUGUAAUUAAUGGGGCAACCGACGGUGUUGCCCUGAUAUAUACAAGCCACAUUUUUACAGCAGUUGUUGGUGCCCGGUGGUGGGCUCAGCAAUUUGGGAAGUCCAUUCCCAUGUUCAGUUGGGUACCUUUUCUUAAUGAAAUUCCAACAUACAGAGCUGCGCUGUAUUUAAUGACAUCAUUAGGUGUUCUACCUACCGUUGCUUUCAAUAUAAGCAGUGUCCUUAAGGUCAUUCAGGCAAGAAAAGGAAGCAUGCUACUUGCAUUAGCAAUGCUUUACCCUUUUGUACUACUUGUGGGAGGAGUGCUUGUUUGGGAUUAUCUGUCGCCCUCCGAUAUUAUAGGAAAUUACACACAUUUAGUUAUACUGGGAACUGGGCUUGCAUUUGGGUUCCUUGUGGGACGGAUGAUUUUGGCUCAUUUGUGUGAUGAACACAAGGGAUUGAAAACUAACAUGUGCAUGUCACUCUUGUAUCUUCCACUGGCAAUUGCAAAUGCUCUUACAGCUAGACUGAAUGAUGGUGUUCCUUUAGUUGAUGACUUCUGGGUUCUUCUUGGUUACUGUGUAUUCACAGCAUCACUCUACUUACACUUUGCCAUAUCAGUCAUUCAUGAAAUUACGACAGCUUUGGGGAUUUAUUGCUUCAGGGUAACAAGGAAAGAGGCUUGAGCAUUGGUGAUGGUUAUCCAAAGUUUGUUGUUUCCUCAUUCCUAGCCUGAGCUUGAGAUUGCUAUAAACUUGGUUUUUAACAUACCUUUUGUUUCCCCUGGAAGGUUGAAGCAUUGCCGUAAUGGUUCAGUAUUUGGCAAAUUCUUUUUUUGAUAAGCAUUGAUGAACAUUGCAGCUUAUCAACAUUGUUAUAAAUGUUUUCCAGAGUUUGAGAAUA